UGCGCCGACGGUGAAAUGUUUUGUUUAUGUGCGGUUUGUUUUUCAGGCGGGAAUAUAUUAAAAUGGCAUUACAAAGCUCUGGAACAACCUGUGCUGUCCGUGGAUGCACUUGUAACCAGACGAAGCUUAAUUUGUGGCUUAAAGAACAGUGCUAUAUACACAAACCUAAAGUUAGAGCGGAAUGCACUUGCGAGAGAAGGUACAGUUUUCAUCGCCUUCCUAUAGAAGACGAAGCUAAGCGAAACUGGCUCAAAAAUCUGAACUUAAAGAAGCCCCCCAAAACGCUUUACGUAUGCUCUUUUCACUUUGUGGAAAAAAAACCGACAGAGGACAACCCAUACCCUACUCUCUUCCUCGGUUAUGAGAAGCCUCCAGAAAAGAGACGCCGACUCCUCAGGAGGGAUGACAGUUCAUUCUCAACAGGUGAGCUUGAUACCAUGGAUGUGGAACAAAAUCCUACUUCCCUCUGUGAUGCCCAAACGCAGUGGUCCGAUCCAUGGAUGGAGGACCACACUUAUUCGAAAGGACCCACCAUCCCAUGUGGCUUAACACUCGCACCACCCCCUGAGUUACAGCCAGCUGCAAGUUAUACAUUGACAAACAAUGCAGACUGCUUGUUGUACACAGGUAUUCCACUUCUUGAGUUCCACACUCUUGUAUCCUGACUGUAUGGUUUUACCCCUACUUCAUCUGCAAUGCCUGUUGCAGACCAAAUCCUGAUGACACUUAUGAAACUCAGACAGAACUUUGUCAUUGCUGACUUGGCAAAACGCUUUGGCAAGUCACAUGGUCAAGUCAGCAAAACUGUGAAAUUUUGGAUAGAUGUUUUGUACAAGCAUACCAAGGAUCUUAUUCCAUGGCUGCCCCGUGAAACCAUCAAGGCCACUCUGCCAGAGGCUUUUAAAGAUCAUUUUCCAAACACUACUUGUAUAAUUGACUGCACAGAAACUGUUCUACAGA
Messenger RNA from Sinocyclocheilus anshuiensis, 960 nucleotides. RefSeq lists its product as uncharacterized. The transcript has 2 exons. Bases 27 to 665 code for a protein of 212 amino acids. The record is from RefSeq and is a predicted model, not a curated record. NCBI's taxonomy places the organism in Eukaryota, Metazoa, Chordata, Actinopteri, Cypriniformes, Cyprinidae.